CGGGAGGCUGCGGCCAUUCUCAUGGUCCUCCCGGCCAGACCGGCAAUUGCGGUUAAAACCUGCAGCUCUCCCCGCCUCCUUCGUCUCCGGCUUUCCCGGCCAGCUUUCUGUCCCCUCUCUCUCGCCGUAGCGGACGCUUUGUGUCAAUUUCCUGGCUUCAGUUACUUUUGUGUCAAUGGGGAGCUGAGCAGUAGGAGAGGAUGAGCAGGUGGUCCAGGUGGCUGCGGCUUUGCUAGCGCCCAAAGGCGAGCGGAGGGAGGGCGAGGGGGGACUGGGAGGAAGAGGUGGAAGAAGAAGGUUGGGGCGCCCAGCCUGCUCGCCUGCCUGCUCUCUGCCCGCUUUUGUUUCCCAACCACUGCCCCGGGCUGCACUCGAGUCCCAGCUGCCCGCUCCUCCUCCUUCCGCGAGCCUGGCUGGGCGGCUCUCCGGGCUCCCCGCCGUGAGCCCCGGUAAAGGCAGAACCAGGAGCGGGGGAGAGGAGGCAGCGCUACCAACAUGGCUGAAAUCAGCAUCGACCAGUCCAAGCUUCCCGGAGUGAAAGAAGUUUGCCGGGACUUUGCUGUGUUAGAGGACCACACGCUGGCGCACAAUCUCCAAGAACAAGAAAUCGAACAUCACUUGGCGUCCAACGUGCAGCGAAACCGCCUGGUUCAGUAUGAUCUGCAGGUGGCCAAGCAGCUCCAGGAAGAGGAGGACCUGAAGGCCCGAGCCCAGAUCCAGAAACGCUACAAAGACCUGGAACAGCAGGACUGCGAAAUUGCUCAGGAAAUCCAAGUGAAGCUGGUCAUUGAGGCUGAACGCAGGCGCCUUCAAGAGGAGAAGGAUGAGGACAUUGCGCGUCUGUUGCAAGAGAGAGAGUUACAAGAAGAGAAAAGGCGAAAGAAGCGCUCCCCAGAGUCCUCAGGGCCCAACGCUUAUGAUGACAACUACUACCUGGCCAAUGGAGACCCUCCAAGGUCAAGGAGGAACAGGGAGCUGGGUUCUGAACCCCCAAAGUCUCGAAGGCACCCAGAAGACAGGCCUGUGAGGCGCAGGAAGGACCGACCUAACAGGCCCUCAGAAGACAUGGAGGAAUGCAAGCAACAGUACUUCGUGGAGAAUUCUGUGUCAUCCCUCAGGCUUAGCAAGACAAGGGACGAAUCCCAGCCUAGCUGGGAACCCCAGGAAAGGAAGCCCUCUGGCCAUGAGAGACUCCCCAAAUCUCCCCUUCCCAAGAUCAGUGGGGAGGUUUUUCUGAGCACCGAGUCUGAUGAUUGGGACUACAACGUUGGCCAUGGCUCUGUGAGGCAUGCUGACGGCCCUCGAACCCAACACCAAGACCGACUCUCGCCUAAGUGGUCCCAGAAGCCAGGGUCUCAUAGGAAAGAAGAAAGGCAUAAGAGAGACCAUGGGAUGGGGGAAUCGAGAGAUAAAGGGGAAGGUCACAGGACCAGGAUGCCUCUCUCUUCCCAGAGUGAGGACAGGCACUAUUUCAAUGAAACAGGAAUGAAGCCGAGGGGAACAAAAGAAGCCAUCCAUACACAGGCGCGCGUGACCCACAGGGACCAGGAAUUGUAUGAUGCAGAAAUUGCCAGGAAGCUUCAGGAAGAAGAACUCAUGGCUAAUCAGGUGGACAAGAGAGCAGCCCAAGUAGCACAGGAUGAGGAGAUUGCCCGAAUGCUCAUGGCUGAAGAGAAGAAAGCCUACAAGAAGGCAAAGGAACGUGAGAAGUCCUCCUUGGAAAAGAGGAAGCAGGACCCAGACUGGAAGUCCAAAACAACAGGCAACAAGGCAAAGUCAAGAGAGACCCAUGAAACUCCCUGGUCUAAGAGUGAGAAGCCAGCCCGGCCUCCACCCCCAACCUUGAUGGACGCUGAGGACUCCGACUACACGCAUUUCACAAACCAGCAUAGUUCCGCACGGCCAUUUUCCAAAUCUGAGUCAUCUCAUAAAGGUCACCGUUCCAAGCAGUAAAGACAGAGAAUGGACGUUGAAUGUGACUCCUGUAGUCAAAUGUUACUGGAUUCUAUCGAUGCCUUCCUUAUUUUGUUUUGUUUUGUUUUGGUUUUUUUUCUAAUUCACAUUGCCAGACUUUCUCCUCUCAAUGCCCCUCUAGCCAUUCAAAGUAUUUGUUCAUUUCAAAGGUUCUAAUUCCCAACUCGCUUGGGCAGUAUGAUAAUCUGAAGAGCUGUGCUACUGCCUCAAUGCAGCUGCGUCCUGGGGGCGAGGGGUCAGUUUCAGAGAUCCUUGAAAUCCCAUUUGGGUCCACACUAGCAGAGGGAAGAGUAGGCUUUGAUGCCCCAAAAUUUUAUUGAAGGAGGCCUUGGCUGCAGCCACACAGAUAAAACUCCUGAAGAAAUCAUUUCAGUUAUUUUUGCACUGGAUGACAUUGUGAGAGAUGAUGUUUUACUCUGGUCUGCAAGAAGCUGCAUCUCCUUCAUGAAGUAUAGAACAAACCAAAAAAGCAUAACAUCCAAAGGGACAAAAGGACAAAUGAAUUGUCUAAUGGCACAAUCGGAAUCUUUCCCUCUGGAAUAACAGAAAGCAGAGAAAUUCAUGCUAUGUAUAUAACCCCAGUUCUAGCCCAAUAGGAAAAAUCCACAGAGCUCCAAUCCUAACCCGGGUUCCCGGGACAUCACUUCCUAAAGAAUUGAGCUUGGUGUAUUCUUUGUGGGCAGAGCUCAAGCCCCUUGGAUUUGCUAGCCCUUACACAGACCGUACAAACCAUGCAUUA
Molecule: messenger RNA, 2713 nt
Organism: Dromiciops gliroides (monito del monte)
Lineage: Eukaryota; Metazoa; Chordata; Mammalia; Microbiotheria; Microbiotheriidae
Gene: CCDC50
Product: coiled-coil domain containing 50
Cellular component (GO): cytoplasm
Molecular function (GO): ubiquitin protein ligase binding
Source: RefSeq, a predicted model, not a curated record